This is a messenger RNA of Ogataea philodendri, 1458 nucleotides long. RefSeq lists its product as uncharacterized. Bases 1 to 1458 code for a protein of 485 amino acids. The transcript has a single exon. Gene Ontology annotation, biological process: mRNA splicing, via spliceosome. Gene Ontology annotation, molecular function: mRNA binding. Gene Ontology annotation, cellular component: cytoplasmic stress granule. The record is from RefSeq and is a predicted model, not a curated record. NCBI's taxonomy places the organism in Eukaryota, Fungi, Ascomycota, Pichiomycetes, Pichiales, Pichiaceae.
AUGUCCAUGGCGUUCCAACAGUACCAAUACGUCCCCGUCGCCGAGCACGGCUAUGAAGCCGCGCCCCUCGGCUACCCAGCAGCCUACCCGUCAAGAACCGUGUACCUGGGCAACGUUCCUGCCAACGUGGAGGCGCAUGAGUUGCUCAACCACGUCCGAUCCGGAACAGUGGAGUCGGUCAGGAUUAUCCCGUCCAAGAACUGCGCGUUUGUCUCGUUUCUCGACGAGAACUCCGCCACCCUGUUCCACUCCGACGCCACCCUCAAACACCUCACCGUUGCAGGCCACGAGAUCAAGGUGGGCUGGGGGAAACCCACCCCGGUACAGCCCCUGGUGGCCUCGUGUGUUGCGCGCUACAACGCCACCAGAAACGUCUAUCUCGGCAACCUGUCCCCGGCCACCACCACAGACGACCUGCUCCAGGACCUGCGCCAGUACGGAUCAAUCGACACCAUCAAGAUCCUGCCGGAGAAAAAAAUCGCUUUUGCACACUACACAUCCAUCCUGUCGGCUAUCAAGUGCAUCCAGUCACUGCCUCUUCUCGACAAGUACAAGGACAAGAAGGUUUUCUACGGGAAAGAUCGGUGUGCGUUUGUCACAAAGACACAACAGCACAACGCGGCACAGUACCUGGGACUCAACCCGAACGUGGACUCGUUCUCGUCCCAGGUCGACAGAGACGUGAUUGCAGACUCGCUUGUGCGACAGAGCAGCGCGGCGGCGGUGAUUGCCACGUCGGCCGCAGGCCCGGGAAACCAGGGAAAUAGAACCAUCUACUUGGGCAACCUGCACCCGGACUCGACGGUCGAGGAGAUCUGCAACGUUUGUCGGGGCGGGAUUCUGCAUCACGUUCGGCUGAUCCCCGAGCGUCACGUCUGCUUCAUCACGUUUAUAGACCCGGUCUCGGCAGCACAGUUCUUUGCAACCUCCUCGUUGCACGGCCUGGUGAUCCACAACCGCAAAAUCAAGGUCGGCUGGGGAAAACACUCGGGCCCGCUGCCCAACUCCAUCAACCUCGCCGUCGGAAACGGCGCAUCCAGAAACAUCUACAUCGGAGGCCUCGACAAAAUUCCAGAGGUUAAGUUCACCAAGGAAAAACUAUACACCGACUUUAAAGUGUUUGGAGAAACAGAGCAAAUCAACUUCUUUGACGAAAAACACUGUUGCUUCGUCAACUUCACCAAUAUCUCCAACGCCAUCAAGGCAAUCGACGGCAUUAGAAACAACCCCGAUUACGUCAAGUGCAAAAUCAACUUUGGCAAAGAUCGUUGCGGUAACGCCCCAAGACACCACCAGAACUCCCAGGGAGUGCCGUAUCUGUCAGGCCAGAUCGUAAACGACGUCAACGGCCAGCAGUUUGGCGACCAAAGCGACGACGACGACGAUUACCAGCAGCCCGAGCUCGCCACCCCUGCCGAAAUGGAAAACCCAAUGGGUAUCUUCCGAACAUCGGUGUGA